GUUAUAAAUCCGACACGAGUCUAAUGUUUCCUUCUAUCCUUUUCUGACAGUCGCAUCUGGUUGUAGCGACUGUCCCUUCUUCAUCCACUGUUGUUUCACUCCUCCGUUUUAGUACUACAAAUAAUCAAAUUUUAACACCUCUGUUUUCUCUGUAAUCCGCAGCCAUGGCUUCUUCUACGUUCUUACUCGGCUUCCUCUUCCUCGUUCUUUCUCUCACAAUCACCGCCAAGAAAACCUACAUUGUUCACAUGAAACAUCAUGACAAGCCCCUUUCUUUCGAAACUCACCAUGAUUGGUACAGUUCCAGCUUGCAAGCACUCUCCGCCGCCCCUGACUCCCUUCUCUAUUCCUACACCACCGCAUUCAAUGGCUUCGCAGCCUCUCUCGAUCCAGAACAAGUUGAAUUGCUUAGGAAAUCAGAUUCCGUUCUGGGUGUUUACGAAGACACACUAUACACUCUCCACACUACUCGUACCCCGCAAUUCCUCGGCCUUGACACUGAAUUCGGGCUCUGGGCUGGCCAUAACACCCAGCAACUCGAACAAGCUUCUCGGGAUGUGAUCAUUGGAGUUUUGGACACUGGAGUUUGGCCAGAAUCUAAGAGCUUCGAUGAUUCCGACAUGCCUGACCUUCCUUCUAAGUGGCGUGGCGAGUGCGAAUCAGCUCCUGAUUUUAGCCCCAAGUUUUGCAACAAAAAACUCAUUGGAGCACGAAGCUUUUCGAAAGGUUACCAUAUGGCCAAUGGUGGUGGUGGAAUUUACAAGAAACCCAGAGAGGUCGAGUCCCCACGUGACAAAGAUGGUCAUGGAACCCACACUGCCAGCACCGCCGCGGGUGCUCACGUCGCUAACGCUAGCCUCCUCGGAUACGCCAGCGGAACUGCUCGUGGGAUGGCAACUCACGCGCGCGUCGCCUCGUACAAGGUUUGCUGGGAAACUGGUUGCUUCGGAGCCGACAUUCUCGCGGGUAUGGAUCGGGCCAUCCAAGACGGCGUCGACGUCCUCUCAUUAUCCCUCGGCGGCGGAUCUGCACCGUAUUACCGCGACACCAUCGCUAUUGGAGCCUUCGCGGCGAUGGAGAAAGGCAUUUUUGUUUCUUGCUCUGCUGGCAACAGCGGGCCCACGAAGGCCACUCUUGCCAACGUGGCACCAUGGAUUAUGACGGUCGGCGCCGGGACUUUAGAUCGAGAUUUCCCCGCUUAUGCCGUUUUAGGAAACAAAAUCCGUUAUAACGGCGUUUCUCUCUAUAGCGGUCAAGGAAUGGGAAAUAAACCGGUUGGUUUGGUUUACAACAAAGGUAACAUGUCGAGUAAUCUAUGUUUGCCUGGUUCACUCGACCCUGCUUUCGUACGUGGAAAAGUAGUAAUUUGCGAUAGAGGAACGAACGCCCGUGUGGAAAAAGGAGCAGUCGUGCGCGACGCUGGCGGGGUGGGGAUGAUCUUAGCGAACACGCCGGUUAGCGGUGAGGAAUUGGUGGCCGACAGUCACUUGUUACCGGCCGUGGCGGUGGGGAGGAAAGUUGGUGAUCUAAUUAGGGAAUACGCACGGUCCGAUCCUAAGCCGACGGCUGUUUUAGUUUUUGGUGGGACGGUGUUAAAUGUGCGUCCUUCACCGGUUGUUGCGGCGUUUAGUUCACGGGGCCCCAAUAUGGUGACGCCGCAGAUCUUGAAGCCGGACGUGAUUGGGCCUGGUGUUAACAUUCUGGCUGCUUGGUCAGAGGCUAUUGGGCCCACUGGGUUAGCGAAGGACACGAGGAAGACCAAGUUCAACAUUAUGUCAGGUACAUCCAUGUCCUGCCCGCACAUCAGUGGGCUAGCAGCUCUGCUCAAGGCAGCUCAUCCCGAAUGGAGCACAAGUGCAAUCAAAUCGGCUCUCAUGACCACUGCUUACACCGAGGAUAACACCAAUUCUUCUCUCAGGGAUGCUGCCGAUGGUUCCUUGUCUAACCCAUGGGCUCAUGGGGCUGGCCAUGUCGACCCCCAGAAGGCUCUUUCUCCAGGCCUGGUGUACGAUAUCUCUACAGAAGAAUACAUAUCAUUCUUGUGCUCAUUGGGCUACACCAUCGACCACGUCAAGACCAUAGUGAAGCGUCCGAAUGUUACAUGUUCCACGAAAUUCAAAGACCCUGGCGAACUCAAUUACCCAUCAUUUUCAGUCUUGUUUGGGGACAAAAGGGUUGUUCGAUACACUCGGGAAUUGACAAAUGUAGGCCCCUCAAGGUCCAUAUACAAAGUCACAGUGAAUGGCCCAUCAACCGUUGGGAUCUCAGUUAGGCCCACGACACUCAUCUUUAGGAGCGCAGGAGAGAAGAAGAGAUACACGGUUACUUUUGUAGCCAAAAGAGGGACAAGCCCGAUGGCUAGAUCUGAAUUCGGUUCAAUAGUCUGGAGUAAUGCCCAAAACCAAGUUAAGAGCCCAGUUUCUUUCUCAUGGACAUUAUUGUGAUGGUCCUACAGUUUAAUUCUGGGUUUUUUCUCAUUACGAGCCGAGUACAACCCAAGUUUGCAUUUGAAGAGAACCGGCGCAAAAGGCCCUCAUCCAGCUAAAACAACCACAGUACAUGGACCCUCCAGUCCUGAAGAAAAGGUGGAGUUGGAUGGAGUUUGAAGUUUGCAAAUUUCGUGUGUUGGUUUAAUUUGAUUGACAUAAUACAAAUUUCAAGAUAGAGCUUUGACUUCUUAAUUUGUUCGUGAACUAAGCUUAUCCUGAUUAUUGAUGGAUAUCAGGGAUUCGCUUACCCCAGCUUGCCUUUCUUUCUUUACCUAAUCUUUGCUAUCGUUUUCCAUACCUUAUUCAUUAGCUAAGAAUGAAGAGGGCCCAAAUGAUUUCUUCUUA
Molecule: messenger RNA, 2834 nt
Organism: Theobroma cacao (cacao)
Lineage: Eukaryota; Viridiplantae; Streptophyta; Magnoliopsida; Malvales; Malvaceae
Product: Subtilase family protein
Biological process (GO): proteolysis
Molecular function (GO): serine-type endopeptidase activity
Source: RefSeq, a predicted model, not a curated record